AAUCUGAUGGACAAAAAACAUCUGAAGAACUGAAUAAUACAGAUUUUAAACCGAAUUCUCAAACCAAAAGAGGUCAAGAAAAUAGUCCACAAAAUUCUAAUAAUCAUUCUUUAUCAAAAGAAAACAAUGAUAUUAAUAGAGUUAAGUUUGAAAAUAUAGAAAAUUAUGGAGAUAUAAAUUGUAUAGAAGAUCUUCCACUAUCAAUUAAAUUAGAAGUAAAUGAUGAUGUGGAGAAAGUUGAGUGGUUUUGUCCAACAAAUCAAACAGUCUUACCCGAUUCUGAAAAUGCUGCAAUAUCACAAGAUGUUUCAAAUAUUCAAUCAGUUAAUAAUGAAGUAGAAAUGCUAUUGGUUAAUAAUGGACAAUCAGAUAAGAGAAGAAAGCGAGGAAACUAUAGAACAUACAGUGCUGAAAUUAGAGCCAAAAUAGCAAAACAUGCAAUUGAGAAAGGAAAUGCAAGUGCAGUUCGUCAUUUUUCUACAAUAUUAGGGAGACCAGUUAGUGAAUCUACAGUUAGAUAUAUAAAAGCAUCAUAUUUAGAGAAGAGGACACUUCAAGGAGAUAUUACUGAUUUGCCACAUAAAUCACGUGGUAGGCCAACUUUGUUAGGAAAUUAUGAAAAUGAAGUUCGGAACUAUUUGCAAGAAUUAAGAGCUAAUGGAGGCACAAUUAACAGUAAUAUAGUACUUGCUGCAGCUCACGAUGUCAUUAAAGCUCGCGCUCCCCAUUUAUUAGCUGAACAUGGUGGGAGUAUCAAUUUAUCCCGACAUUGGGCAGCUUCUAUUUUAGAAAGAAUGGGAAUUAAUUAAAUAAACUUUUACCUGAAAACUUAGCAUUUUUUCAAAUGGAACUCCUACCAUCACCGAAUAUAAUUUCAGUUUCUUUCUUUUACGGAAUGUCAGAAAAUGCAUUUCUACUUUUAUUUAUUUAUAUUUGUGAUUUUUUUGAAGUGCAUUAUUAAGUUUCUGUGACAUUCAGAUUACAUUAUAUUAUAUUGUUUAACUACAAAAUUAUAUGAAGCCGUCCAUGUUGGUGAUCCACAAAAUGAAAUUAAUGUAUAUUUGAUGAAUUUCAUUUUGAUAUUCUGGUCAAGAAGAAAGGAAUUAAACAUUUCAUUUAAAGUCCCAAGUACUACUAAAAUUCAUACCAUGCAAUGUUUGUGCCUGGUAGUUACAAUGGGAUUACAAAAUGUUUCUUUUGAGUUACACAAUAUUUCUCAAAAGUAAAAUAUUUCCAAAAAUAAUAAUUUAUAUUUAAUAAUCAGGUUGUGAUUAUACAAAAUAUUACCUCAUUUCAUGAGCUUUGUAGAUAUAUUUAUUUAUUUUUCAGGUAAAAAACUAAUGUUGUGCUUCCAAAAACAGAUAUCAACUGAUCUAUGUACCAUUUUCUCAGGAAUGGCGGGACCAAUGUUAAUGUCCUACCUGACUCUGUGCCAUUUUUAUCAAUUGAAAAUAUCAAUUUGAAACUUUAUUAAACUGUAAGUAUAUAUAAACAAUAAGUAUGAAAGAAAUGUCAAAAAGAGAAGUAAGUUUUAACAAAAAUUAAUAUAAUAAACAAACUGUCGUCCCAUUUUGAAAACAAGGGAGAGUUAAAGUAAAUUAGUUUUUGGAAUUUAACGUCUAUAUACAUAUAUAUAAAAUACAAAUUAAGUAUAUUUCAUAAUUUAUAAUGUGAAUUGUUUGGAGUGAAUAGGAAUUGAUGUAAUGAUGUAUAUGGAUGAAAUAAGUAUUAUUAUUAAAG
This is a messenger RNA of Centruroides sculpturatus (bark scorpion), 1740 nucleotides long. RefSeq lists its product as uncharacterized. The transcript is spliced from 4 exons. The annotation marks the transcript as partial. NCBI's taxonomy places the organism in Eukaryota, Metazoa, Arthropoda, Arachnida, Scorpiones, Buthidae. The record is from RefSeq and is a predicted model, not a curated record.